Molecule: messenger RNA, 1296 nt
Organism: Puccinia triticina
Lineage: Eukaryota; Fungi; Basidiomycota; Pucciniomycetes; Pucciniales; Pucciniaceae
Exons: 4
Coding region: 1-1296 (431 amino acids)
Biological process (GO): regulation of DNA-templated transcription
Molecular function (GO): DNA-binding transcription factor activity, RNA polymerase II-specific; zinc ion binding
Source: RefSeq, a predicted model, not a curated record
AUGAGCCACUCACGCUAUCAUAAAAGUCUUUAUGAUGCCGAAACUCCUGAGACCAUGUGCCCUCGUCCAACGCUGCCAUCUUUGCGCUCACAAGUGGGGGAGUACCUUCCCGAGUCAUCAACUUCAUCUCAUCCUGAUUUUCACCACUCGUAUUACCACCACAACACCGGGAGACCCUCCGAAUCAGGGUCGAGAAGGCUAUCGAUCUCAUCCUCUUCCUUAACCUCAGCAAGUGCCCACAGGUCUUCCAUGAUAAGAACUCCUUCAACGGAUGGUCGUCGUUAUGGGUCCUCUGCUACAAUCAAUGCGCAUCCGACUCUCUUGCCAUCGUCUCCCGGGAAUGCGUCGGCUGGGAUGAACACCCGGCACCCUUCCAUCAGUACCAGUACGCAUGUUCCUCCUGUGACGGCAACUAGAUCUACCGUGUCAGUUGCCUGCACAAAUUGCCGCUCAGCUCACCUGGCCUGCUCAGACGGUCGUCCAUGUCGCCGUUGCUUGCAAACGGGCCGGGCCGCAACAUGCAUUGAUGUAGAGCCAAAAAAACGUGGUCGACCUCGCGCUUCUGACAUAACAGCGGUUGGUGUAACAUCCAUGAUGCAGGAGUUAUCGACCGAUGGCCCAAAUGGUCCUCAUAACGAAUCCGAGGAUCUUGUUAUUAUCAUGAGCACAUCUUUGAGGUGUGCGCGCCUUACUUCAUCACUGGUACAAACCCUAGGGCAUCCAUUGAAGACUGUGCUUGAGCAACCCUUCUCAAGCUUUAUCCAUCCUGAUGAGAAACAGGAGUAUGCAAGGUUCUCGAUCGGACUUCUGACAUAUCCAGGUGUGACUAGUCGUCCUGUACCUGUGUCUGCUACUCGACUCCAUCAAGUUUCUAUGCUAGAGUUGACAGGUCGACUCUCAGGGGCUGCAGUGCACACCCACAUUUUCCGCUUGCGAGGUGCAAACAACAAAUGGAUACCCUUCAAAUUUGAAGCAUACCUUGGCUCUGCUUUUGGCGCACAUCCUUCAGAUCCAGAAAGUCUUCGGCAUACAUACGUGGUUCUUAGACUUUCCCCCGUUGGGCGUAUGUCCAGGAAUGAUAUUCGAAGCCCCUCCUCGAGCAAUUCCUCAUCCCACAGCAUGACUGAUUCAAGACGAGAGGGAUCUGUUGGGAUGAGCUAUUACGGGCAAGGAUCCAGCAGUUCCCGUUCCACCUCUCGCGCGCGUGAUCAUCCGGGUAAUCGACAAUCGUUUGGCGGAUAUUACGACCCUGCGUAUGACAACUGUCGACCACCUUCCCGAUCUGGUUUGUUCUGA